Molecule: messenger RNA, 1193 nt
Organism: Asparagus officinalis (garden asparagus)
Lineage: Eukaryota; Viridiplantae; Streptophyta; Magnoliopsida; Asparagales; Asparagaceae
Product: serine/threonine-protein phosphatase 7 long form homolog
Exons: 2
Coding region: 222-1193 (323 amino acids)
Biological process (GO): meristem development; meristem maintenance
Source: RefSeq, a predicted model, not a curated record
UAUAUAUGCUCAUAUUUUAAUCACAGGUCUAUUCAUUAUGGAUCCGGGACCGGAGAAUCCCGACGUUUUGUACCUUCAGGCGAGUCAUUGUUCAGACCAUAUUGGUUCGGGAGAGGUAAUACGAAUAAAUUAGAUAUAUAUUUCUUCGAUUAAUGUAAUUUUUUAAUGAAUAUACUUAAAACUGAUUCUCGUUUUAUGUGCAGCCCGUACCAGAGUACACGAUGAUCGAGCAUUCCCAUAGUCAUUCGGCAUGGGUCAUAGAGGAUGAGAGGGUACUAGCUUUGAUCGCUCAGGCCGGUUUUCGACCGUGUUCGACGAUUCGUUAUAUCAGGCUUGAUUGGCCGCUUAUCACUGCUUUGAUUGAGAGGUGGAGGCCAGAGACCAACACCUUUCACAUGCAUAUAGGGGAGUGCACGAUCACUUUACAGGACGUGGCCGUCAUACUUGGGCUCCGGAUUGAUGGACCGGUAGUUACGGGCACCGACGAUCAUAGUUGGCCGGAGGUAUGUGCCCGGCUACUUGGACAGGUUCCCGACUUGAGGAGUGGUGCGAUGAAGCUAUCGUGGCUUCGUCAGACAUUUCAGGGCGACAUACCAGAGGAUGCCUCUGAUGAGACGCUCCAGUUUCAUGCUCGUGCAUACAUAUUGCACAUGAUAGGGUGCGUACUAUUUCCUGAUGCGAGCAAGACUCUCGUACAUGCACGAUGGCUGCCACUGCUGGAGGAUUUUGGUGUAUGCGGGGCACUAUCGUGGGGCAGUGCGGUGUUGGCAUAUUUGUAUCGAGAAUUGAGUAGAGUAUCUCUGAUGCAGAAUAAAGAAUUCAAGGGAUGCUGUACGUUGAUACAGAUUUGGUCAUGGGAGCGCAUUCAUAUUGGACGACCCACUUUACUUAUGCACCGUGACUUAGAGGGGCAGUAUCCGUUGGCAUACAGGUAUAAUUGUACACACACAUAUUUCAUUCGUAACCUGAAUAUUUGUACUUAUAUAUUCGCUAUUCUGCAUAUAGGUAUAACGUGCGAUACGCUCAGUACAAAUCAGCGACGCGUCACCGUCAGUUUUACCGAAAUGAGCUUGAUGGCCUCCAGCACGAACAGUUCAAGUGGAGACCCUAUACACCGCCGGAGCUCGAUAUACAUUCUCUUGCACCUAUCUGCCGAGAUUGUCCCGAAUUGUGGAGAGCCAGAGUUCCAUUGA